Molecule: messenger RNA, 1772 nt
Organism: Gilbertella persicaria
Lineage: Eukaryota; Fungi; Mucoromycota; Mucoromycetes; Mucorales; Choanephoraceae
Product: coth protein-domain-containing protein
Exons: 4
Coding region: 6-1733 (575 amino acids)
Source: RefSeq, a predicted model, not a curated record
AAAACAUGAAAUUACUUUUAGGCUACGUUGGUUUAGCUAUACUCUCCUUCAAUCUAGUUUAUGCUGCUGAUGUUGAAUAUUCAGUAGUUGGAUUUCCUAAAAAUCAACAAGCUGUAGCUGUAGUUAUAGGUGGCCAGUCGUAUCCAUUAACUCAGUCUACUGAUUCGCCUUAUAUCUACAAGGGCAUUGCACCUUCUGCUGAACAAUACCAGUACUCACUUGACAACUUAUUGGAACCUGUAACUCGUAGACAGCAAGUUGGUAUCACUUCCACAGGCAAUGAAUUCUUCAACAGAAGCCAGACUGUAUUUAAUGUUCCUCCUCUCCCUCAGGCUUAUCAUCCUAUUUACCAACCUCUUAUGAGCAACAUGAAUCGCUCAAAUGAGAUUGCAACUGUUAUAUUGGAAGCAAAUGCUACUGGUCUCAAUAAAAUCUUGACUAAUCCCCUUGAAAGUUCGGACUAUACACUCGUUUCUAUAGUAACUUACAUUUCAAAUCAAGAAAUCUAUUCUUUUACUGAAGCUGGCAUCAAGAACAGUGGCAAGUCUACUAAAGAAUUUGCCAAGCAAUCUUACAAAGUCAAGCUGAAUGAAUUCAAAAAGACUGGCACUAAAGAACUCUUGUAUGGUCGAACUACAUUUAAACUAAGAGCUCAUGAAACGGAUCCUACAUUCGUUCGUGAAAAACUGAUGCUUGAUUGCUUGUCAGCAGCCGGUGUUGCUACAGUGCAAGGCAAUUACGUGCGUCUAUACAUUAACAAUGAGCCCUUUGGCUUGUACUUGAUGAUUGAUGAUUCAACCACCAACUUUAUUAAUAAUGCUUUACGCGGUGGUAAUCAAAAUUACGAACACACAGGUCCUACAUACAAGGGUAAUGCUUUGAAUCCUCAGUUUGAAGGCAAUUUGGUCUACAAGGACGAUUUACAAGAAUCCUACAAUGACACUGUUUACAAACUUGAAGAUGAAGGCAACAUGAAGAAGGAAACAAACAAUACCAAUGAAAAGACACCACUGAUUGAAUUUAUCAAGGAACUCAGCCUGAUUAAUCCUGCUCAAACUACAGAUGCUAAUGAUAAGGCAAGUAACUACUACCUCACUAAAGAAACUAGUUCUAACCAAUGGGUAUUAAUUACUUACGAUUUCGAUGAAACAUUUGGUCUCGGUGCUCCUCGUUACAUGGCCACUACUCCUUAUGCCAACUUUUCUCGUCCUGAUUCUCAGCGUCCAUUGGUAAACGCUUUUAUUGCUUCCCCUUACUACAAGGCUGAAUUUGAAAAGGUGAUUCAAACUCUGGUUAAGCGAUUCUUUAAAGCAAGUGCCAUUACUUCCCGUAUUGAAGCUUGGAGACAAAUGUUACGCGAAGAUGUUGAUUGGGACUUAUCUCUUGAGCCUAAAUCUGUAGGCAUCAAGCCCCAAUGGACUCUUUGGAACUUUGAAAACAACAUGAAUAACACAGACGGUGAAAGUAUGGGCAUCAUUGAAUGGAUCAACACUCGUUCUGUUGCUGUUCAACAACAACUCAACUUUAAUGAUGUAGACGACUUACCUGUUUUGGGACCUUACACAACUCAGCACAACUGGGAUCCCAAUAACUACGAUAAGGUAGAUGUUAAGGACAAGAGUGCUAAGCCUAAAUCUGCUUCUGAGCGUAAAGAAUCCGAUGCUGUUCGCAAUUUAGUCACAAUGCCAACUACUUUGACUCUUAUUAUUUGUAUUUCUUGUAUUUUUGGCUAAACAAACUAUAAAUUAAACUUGUGUUUUAUUAUUGUUAUA